This is a messenger RNA of Armigeres subalbatus, 1182 nucleotides long. RefSeq names its product large ribosomal subunit protein bL19m (gene mRpL19). NCBI's taxonomy places the organism in Eukaryota, Metazoa, Arthropoda, Insecta, Diptera, Culicidae. Gene Ontology annotation, biological process: translation. Gene Ontology annotation, cellular component: ribosome; mitochondrial large ribosomal subunit. Gene Ontology annotation, molecular function: structural constituent of ribosome. The coding region runs from base 178 to 1095 and encodes 305 amino acids. The transcript has 2 exons. The record is from RefSeq and is a predicted model, not a curated record.
CAAGUCAAUUUUGAUCACGCUCUUGGAAUCAAAACAUUAAAAUUGUGCGCUUCUUUGCUGUUUUUUCUGUUUCACAGAUGAGUUUCUAAUUUUUAAAAGAACUUUAAUUGAAAUUAAUAAAAAAAAACUGCAUUUUACCUAAAAUUCCAAUUUAAAUAACGUUUGUUAUCAGCCAUCAUGAAUAUUAUCCAAAAGAAGCUAUUUGUGAGUCAUUUCCCGGUUCUCAACGUUGUGCGACGAUUAGCACCGCUAUCUACAAAAACGGAACUUCUUCCUACUGCAACUGCUCAGCAGCAAUCGCGUCAAACAAAUCCUACCACAAACAGCAGUGAACGAAAGAGCAUUGUCCCUCCAGAGUAUCGCUUUGUCUAUCAGGAGUUCUUGCCCGAUCCAAAAAUUGAAUGGCGUAAUCCGAUACGAGAAAAACUAGAAAGAUUGGACAUGCUUGAUCGUCGGGCGAAUAUUGACAUUGCCGAGUUCUAUGUCGGAUCCGUUGUGGCUGUUACUAGUUCGGAUGUUCAUGCUGUCGGUAAAACGUCUCGUUUCCUUGGAAUUUGCAUCCUGAAAGAAAAGUGUGGCUUACGCGCCAGGUUCAUUCUACGGAACGUGAUCGAUAACCAGGGUAUGGAGGUCAUGUACGACAUGUACGAUCCGACGCUGCUGAAGGUAGAAGUGCUGCGAUUGGAGAAACGGUUGGACGAUCAUUUGCUUUAUUUGCGCGAUGCUCUGGAUGAGUAUAGCACGUUCAGCCUAAACAUGGAACCCGAUAUACUGCCCGAGGGAGCCCCGGUUCCGGUGAACGACAUCAAAGUAACGUUGAAACCGAGACCGUGGUACGCCCGUUGGGAGCGUCAUGAGCUGCGCGGGGUGGCGAACGUGGAAGAGCACACCAAUGAAAAGAAGCGUCUCAAGGCGGAACGGUUAGCUACACCCUGGGAAAAGUACGACUUGAUGAAGGAAUAUCGUAAGAGCAUUCCGGAGGAAGAGCAAAAGGAAAUCUUUGCUGAGGUGUACUCGCAGUUGCACCAGCUAGAGUUGUCUCGCAAAAAGAUGAAGAGGAAGCGUACCUUCGUCAAACCUACGAAAUUAGCAUAGUUCGGUGUUGUGUAGAUGAGUAUGAAGAAAUAUGAAACAUAUUGUUUUGGAUAAAAGCUAAUCAAUAAUAAACGUUUUCGUCCAAUA